AGUCCAUUUCCAUGAACCGGUGUUGUCCAAACUUUACGUAGCGGAUCCAAAGUUUGUUUAACAAACUAAUAGUGACAUUUCACGGCGGGCAAAGUGUCCUCUCCGUCUCUGGUCGUCUUCGUCUAGCUGUAAAGUAAAGCAAAAGGCGCUGCGAGGUUAGAUAUGACCAAGAAGGACAUAGCUGGUUGGAGUCGAUGACUAGCUAUAGCAAGCCUCGGGUAGCUAAUCCCGGUCAGUGAUUAAUCUGCGUUGGUUAAUCCAUUUAUACUUGUCCUGGUCGAAUGGAGGACAGGACAGGACAGGAAGGGGAGUGUCCUACAUUGGUUGUGUGACGCCGCCGGGGCCGCGUUGAGAUGUUCGACGUCGGGCGAGCGGGAAGUUAGUUGGCCAAGUCAGGAAGUUCACACAUCUGAGGACACAACCAGGAAGAAGUCAUGGCGAUCAGAUGGCGACGGUCCCGCUCCACUUUUAGGCUUCUCCUCGCCGGAGCCGCGGUGCUGGCGUGUGUCUUCUACUUCUGGGAUUUCUCCUCGGAGGUGAGCGUCACCCAGCGACGGAAGGCGGAUCUCGAUGACCCGCGGACGCUGAAGAGGCCGGUCUACGAGAAGCCCCCCCUGGAUGUGGGCGCCCCCGGGGAGCUGGGCGCAGGCGUCCAGCUGGACCUGGAUGGGGAGGAGAAGCUGAAGGAGCAGGAGAGCAUCUCAAAGUAUCAGAUCAACAUUUAUGUCAGCGACAAGAUCUCCCUGCACCGCCGGCUGCCGGAGAGGUGGAACCCGCUCUGCAGAGACCUGGAUUACGACUACACGUCCUUGCCCACCACCUCGGUGGUGAUCGCGUUCUACAACGAGGCCUGGUCCACGCUGCUGAGGACGGUCCACAGCGUCCUGGAGACGUCUCCGGACGUCCUUCUCAAGGAGCUGGUCCUGGUGGAUGACUACAGCGACAGAGAUCACCUGAAGGCGCCUCUGGAGGAGUACCUGUCAGGGUUGCGGAAGGUGCGUCUGAUCCGGGCCACCAAGAGGGAGGGCUUGGUGCGGGCCCGCCUCCUCGGGGCGUCCGUCACCACCGGCGACGUGCUGACCUUCCUGGACUGCCACUGCGAGUGUCACGAUGGCUGGCUGGAGCCCCUCCUCCGAAGGAUCCAGGAGGAGCCGUCGGCCGUGGUGUGCCCCGUCAUCGACUCCAUCGACUGGAACACCUUUAAGUAUUUGGGCAACCCCGCCGAUCCUCAGCUCGGGGGGUUUGACUGGCGGCUGGUCUUCACAUGGCACCAGAUCCCGGAGCGUGAGAAGAAACGGCGGCGCUCGCCCACUGACGUCAUCAGGUCUCCAACCAUGGCUGGAGGUUUGUUUGCCAUCAAUAAGAAGUUUUUCACCCACUUGGGGACGUACGACACGGGGAUGGAGGUGUGGGGAGGAGAGAACCUGGAGUUCUCCUUCAGGAUCUGGCAGUGUGGCGGCAGCCUGGAGAUCCACCCGUGCUCUCACGUGGGCCACGUGUUCCCAAAGAAGGCUCCGUACCCGCGCAGCCACGCCCUGGCCAACAGCGUGCGCGCCGCCGAGGUGUGGAUGGACGACCAGAAACGUAUCUACUAUCACCGCAACCCCCACGCCAGAGCGGAGCCGUUCGGCAAUGUGAGCGAGCGACUGAUGCUGCGAGAGAGGCUGGGCUGUAAAAACUUCAAGUGGUACCUGGACAACGUUUACCCAGAGCUCCACGUCCCAGAGGACCGGCCGGGCUUCUUUGGAAUGCUGAAGAACCGGGGCAAGGCCGGCUACUGUUUGGACUACAAUCCUUCAGAUGAAAACAACUGCUUUGGAGAAAGAGUCAUCAUGUACGGGUGUCACGGCUUGGGUCAGAACCAGUUCUUUGAAUACACCACGGAGGGGGAGAUCCGAUACAACACCAGAGUCCCCCCCGGCUGCGUGGAAGGCGACGUCGUCAGCACCUACCUGACGGUCCAAGCGUGCGGGAAACACGGGCCUGCACUCGCCCACCAGAAGUUCCUCCUUCGACACGACGGCAGCCUGUUCCACAGCGUCAGCCGGAAGUGCGUGGAAGCGGGGGACAAGUUCCCGUCCCUGCAGGCCUGCUCGGACAGCCCGCACCAAAAGUGGUUCUUUCAGGAGCAAACGUAACGCCUUAUGAGGUUUUUCAAUGAAGAAGACACGCCUCCUCUGCUCGCUCGCUGCAUCCUGCACCGGAAUGUACGCCUCCAUGUGGACCCAACACUCAGUGGGCUGUUUGCGCUCACGCCUGCAGAGGGAGCCCAUGCGCCUCCUUAAAGGAAGCUUGAAGGUGGGAAUCUCUGGGGGGAAUUUUCAUCAUCCCGCGUCAGCAGCAGAGGCUGGGAUAAUAAGGGAAAACUGGUCUUGCACUCGCCUUACGCCCCUCCCACACAAAUCUGCAAAACCUUUUUUGAACUUCAACCAACACAAGCCGUGUUUUUGCUUACUUUUUUUAUUCUUCCUUUUGUCGUCCUUUUUUUUUUUUUUUUUUUUUUUUUAACUAACGCUUGA
Doryrhamphus excisus (bluestripe pipefish) is the source of this 2519-nucleotide messenger RNA. The record is from RefSeq and is a predicted model, not a curated record. Lineage: Eukaryota; Metazoa; Chordata; Actinopteri; Syngnathiformes; Syngnathidae.